CACCCCGCCUCCAACUCAAAAGUGUUUGGGCGAAUGUCAGGGUUUCUGAAAACGCAGAGUGAGUUUAGACAGCAGCUCGAGCUUUUAAAUUUGAGUUCAUGGACUUUCGCCGUGUGAGGAAUCAUGACUUCGCUGCGUUCAAGGUCGUCCAUGGUUUGGUUCCUUGUUUUGACAGUUCGUGUAACUGAAGCUAUAGUGAAACCGAAACUGAUCGGGCAUGAAGCGGCCUGUGAAUCCCAUGAUAACACAGUUAUCUUGAGAUCCAGUAAAACCUUCACAGCCGCCGGGCCGGAGCCAGGCGACAUGACGGAGGCGUUUACUGUCCCAACUCUGGAUGGAGAGUUCUCCUACCAGCCGGGCGCCCUGGGGGGGCCUCUCAUCGUCCACGCCUUCACCAACAAGUCAGGGGCUCUGGAGUGCCUGUGGAGUUCCGAGUCUUCUCUGACCAGCCUGGUGCAGGACCUGCCCGACAGUACGCAUGUUCUCUUCCUGUCCCUGGAUGACUCAGCGGUCAGUGAUGCUCUGUGGAUGAGGGACCAGCUGCAGCGGGUCGCCAUGCACAGUAAGAAGGAGGUCCUGCUCAGGCUGCACUUCUGUCCUGUGCCGGUCUUCGCUCUGGGAAACUGGAUACCCUUGGUGUUGUACUACUGGACGGCCACAUCACGUCUUGCCCAGGCUGUUUUCACCUCGGAGGGGUGGAACAUGCCUAUUAUCAUCAAGAGAGUAGAUGCCAGAUAUGAUUGGCUCAUGACACGCUGGAGUCAGAAGUCGUACGAGCUGAUGGAUGUGGGUGACGGUUGUGAUCCAUACCCGUCGGUGUCAGGUGCUGUGGCUUGGGUGUCUGAGGGCAACUGCUCCUUCUUCACUAAGGUGCAGAACAUGGCCAGUUCCAACGCCUCCGGUGUCCUUGUCUAUGCUCUUCCUGGUAACCCCCUCCAGGACAUGAACUGUGUGGAGGAUGAAUGCAACACAACGCUGAGCAUCCCCGCUUCCAUGGUGCACCUGGAGCCUUCGGUCGCUCAGGCGCUGCAGUCUGGACAGCUGGUGUAUGCAUCCUUCCAGAGCACCCCAUCUCCAAAGUACUUCUUUGGUAUUGACCAAGAGGGGAUACUGGCUGAGAUGGGCGGGUUUCUCUACCCCUCGUUCAGCUUCGUCAACUGGCAGGCACAGUGGUUUGAUUUCUACGCUGAUCUGCAGACCAAACUUCAGCAUCCUGCAAAAGUUGUUCCUGUUUUUGACAAAGUCCUCAUGCAGGGGGAGACAGGAGCGGUGGCCACAGUCAACAUGCCGUCAGGCUUGUUGGACUUUAACGUGCUGGAGCUCGAUGCGUCCCUAUCGUGUCCCGGCAAGAGAGACUUGUCCUGUGCACACUGGGAUCACACAGUGCAGCUGUUCAUCUGCUGCGAUCAUCUCAGUCCGUACUGCAACACAGAGCUGGGCCGAUGGAUCACUGCCUUCCGCAGAGGUAUCGGCCGCUGGCUGACUGACGUGUCCCCCCUGCUCCCCCUGCUGGACAGCAACAGAUGCACUUUGACCAUGAAGACGGUGCCUUGGGCGAUGCCGUGGAUCGUCUCCCUCAACCUGAGAUUCAGUAUCGGCAAUCAGACAGGUAACAUCACAGGUGGUGACGAGGAGCUCCGCCCCUUCAGAGUGAUGUCACUGUACAGUGGGGGAACCUUUGACAAAAACUACAACAAGAGAUACCAGCCAAUCAAAUUCCACAUCCCGGCAUCAGUCAAGAAGGUCGAGCUGUACGCCGUCAUCACAGCGCAUGGCAGCGAUGACCACCGCUGUGGAGAAUUUUGCAUCACUUCCCACCACUUCCUGUUCAACUCUGUUUUUAACAACACCCUCGUGUUCGACACGGCAGGAACACCUCUGGGCUGCACCACACAGGUGAAACACGGGGCGGUACCAAACGAACACGGCACGUGGCUGUACGGGCGAGGAGGCUGGUGCGACGGGCUUCAGGUGGACCCCUGGAGGACCGACGUCACCAAACAGCUGGACAUGAACGCCUCCAGCCCCUCCAACACUGUUGAGUACUUUGGCUUGUUCGAAGGGCACGAUCCAAAUCCGUCCAAGGACCCAGGAUACAUCAUCAUGUCCUCUUUUCUGGUCUUUUACAAGUGAUGCUACACUGUACAACUCCACAGUUUGAACACUGAUGUGAAUGAAUUGGUCUGAAUUGAAUGAAUGUAAAGUGAAGCCAAAGAUUAAACUUCUAUUUUCCUACUG
This is a messenger RNA of Scatophagus argus, 2238 nucleotides long. RefSeq lists its product as uncharacterized. Gene Ontology annotation, molecular function: oxidoreductase activity, acting on paired donors, with incorporation or reduction of molecular oxygen, reduced ascorbate as one donor, and incorporation of one atom of oxygen. Lineage: Eukaryota; Metazoa; Chordata; Actinopteri; Scatophagidae. The record is from RefSeq and is a predicted model, not a curated record. Bases 124 to 2133 code for a protein of 669 amino acids. The transcript is spliced from 12 exons.